Molecule: messenger RNA, 873 nt
Organism: Cyprinus carpio (common carp)
Lineage: Eukaryota; Metazoa; Chordata; Actinopteri; Cypriniformes; Cyprinidae
Product: protein phosphatase 1 regulatory subunit 27-like
Molecular function (GO): phosphatase binding
Source: RefSeq, a predicted model, not a curated record
AGUCUCUUAAUAUAGUCAAGUGAGGGGUAUAUAUAGGGUACACAUAGAGCCCUGACUUCAGACCAACUUCUGAACGACUGUCUAGGAAGGUACUCUACAUCAAGAGACAAACAACCAGACAGACUGAGCAACUGCAAUUUUCAAGACAAGCACCUUGGUAAAGAAGCGAUUCUGAAGACCUCUGAUUGUGCUGAACAUUGAGAAUUAGUGUGGAAUUUCUCAUCCAAUCUUAGGAAGAAAAACAUUAAAGAAUGAAGUACUAUCAGUGUCCAGUCACCCAGACCAUGUGCUAUGAGGGGUGCAUACCAGAUGCCACUAGACCAGUAUCAUGCUUUCAUUCACGGCCUUCCAUCAAACCUGUUCGCAAUGUUCACUUUCCCAACGACGUAGUUUUUCAGGAUUAUGUCCGUCAAGGAGAGCUGGAGAGAAUUGGACGCUUCAUUAGAACCAAUAGAGUGAGUCUGGACACCAUCUAUCAUUCAGGCAUGGCAGCCAUUCAUGAAGCAGUCCUAUCUGGAAACCUGGAGUGUGUGAAGCUUCUGGUAAAACUUGGGGCUGACAUCACCCAGAGGGACGAGGACGGAUGGACUGCCCUCCAUAUGGCCUGUAGUGAUGGCUUUCCAGAAAUAGCUAAGUACUUGCUUUCUUUGGGUGCAGACACUGAGGCUGAAAAUGACUGUGGGGAGAAGCCUGCUGACCUCAUUGACCCAGACAGCAAAGAGCUGCUUGAACUCUUCGGGGUCGGUGGUGACUGAUCUUGCCUGACACUGAAGUUCUGAUUGCUGAUUCUUUUAUGGCAGUUGCCACGUUAAAGGGAUAAAGCCAACAGAGGUGUGGAACUGGCACUGUGUAUGCAGUGGAUGUGGUAGUUGA